GCGUACCAGAAAAAGCAACAACAGCUCUACCCCGAGAGUUCUGUCGAGUUAGUGUCAGCAUUUGUUUGACUUGAAAUCAUGCCAGGUCUAGCAGCCCAGCCAAAACAGGUUCAGCUCUUCGCGAAGAAGGAGCUUCUCAACCCUCACUUCAACGGGUACAAGUUUGCAUCGUUCAAUGAUCGUGACAACCUGAUCACGCAAGAACUCGAGCUUCCGCCAUAUCGACCGACGUUACCUGUUGGUGCACGAGUGCCAUACAGCGAGGUACGAGUUCGGACGCAAUGGGAGUUCUUGACGCCGGGGUGGGAGAAAGGGAGUGCUUGGUAUGUGGCAGCUGAGGGAGAAGUUGUGAGGGUCGCUUGGAAUAGCGACAAUCGAAAAACCUCGUCGUCGGUCGUGGCACGGAUUCCUCUACCAAAUCCCGGGAGUCUAAAGAGUUUGGACAAAACCGAUCUAUAUCCUUACUACCCGACUGUAAAUGCAGUACGGCAAGACUUACUGUUGGUAUCCGACGGCGCUGGGCUGUUCUACUGCCUACGUCUGUCAGAAGAAAACGCUCGAGCUGAGAUCUUUGCUCAACUUCCAUACAGCAACGAAAAGGAACCCGUAUUGCUGCUUGAUGCGUUCAUGGCUCAGGAUGACUCUAUCCAGAUCCUGGUCUGCCGUCCAUCGGGAGAGGAGGUAAUAGGUGAAAACAAGCAGGGUUCAGUCCAGAGAUGUUACCGGGUCGAACAUGCAAGAUUGGCAACGUCAGGUUUCAAGAUCGAUGUCUUAUCAACGCUUGAAGGGCGGGAGAUUCCAGUAUAUGCGGCAUUUGACAGGGACUCACCAAAUGUCUUUGUUGUAUCUGGCUCGGAGAGGUACGGUGUUGUAGAAGCAUCAGAGGAGGUGGCGCUUGAGCAAGACCAGCAUCAAGAAAAGCCUAGGCCGAAGUACACAUGGACGCAAACGGGCACAGAUCUUACCAUCUCAAUCCCAGUGCCUGAGAAAACUUCAAAGACCGCCAUCAAAGUGCACUACUCUGCGAAGACUUUGCAAGUGACCAUUGCAGACAUCUUCAAACCCUUCAAUUCGGACCAGGAGCUGAACCUGUGGGGUCCGAUUGAUGUUGAAGACAGCACAUGGACUCUGUCCUCGUACUCCGACAAGUCGAGCAAUAUCAAGAUCCUCGAUAUUUAUUUCGAGAAGAAAGACGCUAAUACGCGAUGGCCUCAUAUGUUCAUGGAAGACGACGGUGCGGAGGAAUACGUGGAUCCCAGUGAGCGGGCGGCGAUGUUGGAGAAGCUGGAGAAAUACACACAAACGCUGACUGAGGACAAUCCCGGCGUAGGGUUACCUGAAGCACGUAUGCGGGAGGAGAGAGAUGACAGUGUGGAUGUGAACAACUACACAUACCUGCAGCUUGUUCAAGACGGAAGAAUUGCUAUUGAGGUGGCUGGGGUCGAACUCGUUGGCUCUCAGUUCGCAAAUCCCAAGCAGAGGGCGCACUUCGUUGCAAAGCGUGACGUAGAUGCUCUGGUUUACAAAAUCAUCGCCGAGGGCAUGUCGCAUGAAGCUUCAUACUCUGCGCUGGCUUUUGUUGCCGCUUCUAAACGAUCGAGGAAAUACGUCAAGGUCGAGCCGACUGGGAGGUGGGCAGUGGUUCUCGAGAGUGGUGCAGCGGGUGGCAAGAAUGCUUACGUCUAUUGGGGCAGUAAGCGUGGUGAUGAGAACGGAAAACAGAGUGUUGUUAGGUUAGGUAUGGAGCCUUUGGGUGCGGUCAUCGUAGGGGAGGGUUCGGUACUGAUCCUGGGAACGAGUGAGGACGGACGAGUUCUGGCUACGGUGUUGACCGAUCUAUGAGAUCUUCGUCACUUCGAAAGAAAAAUAAAACAAGCAUGAUCAGAC
Messenger RNA from Saitoella complicata NRRL Y-17804, 1887 nucleotides. Its product is annotated as CS-domain-containing protein. The record is from RefSeq and is a predicted model, not a curated record. NCBI's taxonomy places the organism in Eukaryota, Fungi, Ascomycota, Saitoellomycetes, Saitoellales, Saitoellaceae. The transcript has 2 exons. The coding region runs from base 79 to 1842 and encodes 587 amino acids.